UAAGAUACCAGAUUAUCGAGUAUUAUUUGAAAUUAUUGAGUAUCAUAUUUGGAAACACUUGACAGGGUCAGAGUUGAUAGCAUGACAUAUAAUAUAUCUUUAUGUUGUAUAACAACUACAAAUUUUUUUUUACAUCAUUAUGCUCAAAGGAAGGUCAAAUGUUACCGUAUUUUUUUAAUUAAUGAAUCAGGAAGAUAAAACCUUUUAUUUUUUUAAGUAAAUUUAUUGAUUGUAGCUUUUAGUAUUUGUGACUGUGGAAUGCACGCCUGAUCUUGUCAUCCAAGUUUUCUCCUACGUAUUAUUUUUUGCUAUGUAUGCAAUUAAUUACAAUUCAUUCGUGAUUAAUGCUAAUACUGUAAGUUUUAUUCAAAUAAAUAUCUUCUUUACAUAGUAAUUUCUUAUAACUCUCUUAUAAUUUUACAUAGUUAUAAGAAUUUACAAUGAGAAUAAUAUCAAAAAAAUACUGUUGACACUGUAGGUGAAGCUAUUAUUGGACCAACUUCAGCAGAUCUGUAACACAUUGAAAGACGAAAACGAAAUUACUAUUAUAAAGGAAUAUGGAAAUAAUGCGAAGCGUUACACAGCUUUUAUAACCUUGUUUCACGUCUCCAGUUUAUUAUCUAUUAUUUGUUUACCAUUGCUACCGCGCGUUCUUGGUAUUUUCCUGUUCAUACAAGAGACUGAUAUGCGCAGUAUAACAGAGCACGUUAUACCGAAGUAUUUUUUCACGUCAGAAAAAUACUUCUAUUUCAUUGUACUGCAUGUGAAUACAGUUAUUUGUAUAGGAGGGACUACAUUGGUAGCAACAGGAAUGAUGCUCGUAGCAUAUCUCAAACAUGUUUGUGGAAUAUUUAAAAUCGUCAGUUAUCGAAUCGAGAAAGCUAUGAGGAUAAAUAUGCAGGAAAAUGUCAGCCUGAAAGAUGAGUUAAUAAUUUAUAAAGAAAUAAUUUAUGCCGUAGAUAUUCAUCGUAAAGCUAUCAAGUUCUCCGAAUUUAUAUUGUCCAGCUUUCAGGGGUCGCAUUUCUGUUUAAUAAUGGUUGGUGUGGUUUGUUUGAGUCUCAAUCUUUACGGGAUUUCUGUGACUGCGUCACUUGGAAACGACAUCGAGCAAUGUUUAGUACACCUCACGAUUGUAUCUAUCAUUUUUAUAUACAUGUUCUUAGCCAAUUACGCUGGACAAGAAGUUAUCGAUCAUAAUGACAACGUGUAUUCCACCGCGUACAACAUUCGGUGGUACGUAGCGCCUUUGCAUGUGCAGAGGUUGAUACUGUUUCUCUUGCAAAGGGGCAGCAAAGCUGUCAGCCUGAACCUCGGCGGGAUGUUCGUAAUGUCUCUGGAGCUUUUCGCCACGCUAACAAAGGCAUCGAUAUCGUACUUUACCGUUGUGUAUUCUAUGCAGCAGUAAUGCGAGAGUCUUAUCAUCCGACAGUAUAAUAUAAUUUGCAGUAAAGUAGGUGAGUGAAAAAGAAGCGACAACCCAAUUUUUUCAUUUCUAUUAUAUUUACAUCCUUGUUGGAGAUACGUAGAUAGUUGAGGACAUAAUGCUUCUUUGCCUUUUUUUAAUUGUAAUCUAUGUUAUUUGGUAACAUUUGUGAGAAAUAUCAAUAGAUUCUAGAUGUUAAACUGAUUAUGAAACAAGAUAUUUUCAUCAUUCGAGUAAUUUUUAAGUAAACAAAAAGUUUGAUAAAUUGGCUAUAUUCAAUUUAUCAAACUAACUCAGAUUGCUGAAAUCUGUUUUUAUUGAUUGUGUUCACAUUUUUAGAUUAAAUUUAAGGAUAAAAUAAAAUUCACUGUCAACGCGAAAGCUAGAGUUCUAUCGAAUCUGAGCCUAAAAGUUGAAACGAUGAAUGAGCCUACCAGCAGUGUGUUAAACGAUUAUGUACAUCGUUGUAUAAUGAAGCUAAAUGAGUUACAUAAUAAUGCCCUUGAUAGCGUUGAUUGUAUUUUCUAUAUGUUGCACUUUAUGGUCAAAUAACUUACAAAUUCACAUAAUUAUUUAAUUUUGAAUAACAAAUGUCUAUCUAUUUUUAAGAUUAUAUUAUUUUGAAGUCUAUAUUGUGUAAUAUUUCAAGAAAUAAAUAAAUAUAUCUGUUUAAGUGUGUGUUUUUUAAUAGAUCUAACAACCAAAAUAUUUUUAACUUUAGAUAUUACAAAUGUGGAGAACAGUUGCAAUUUAGAAUGUAAUACAAUUUGUAAAUUUUCGUUAUCUUUUUCAUCUAUUUUUGCGAUAAUUGCAUAGCUGAUGUUUAUACAUAGAUACGACUGAGGAAUCAAUGUUCUGUUUAACAAACAAACGUAUCGUGCAAAUAGUAAGGUCGAGUGAGAAAGGACAACGAACAACUACGUUUACGUCGACUUCCAUCAGGAAGUCAUUUCGUGUGAGUGUUUUUCUGCGAGCAAUAGACAUUCGUUGAAUUCCUUUUGGCGCCAAGCGAGUCGCUUAAUCUCUUUUCUCUUUUCUAUAAUAUGAGUGUGUUCCGAUCUUACGGUGAUAUUUCGUACCGUUUAUUUUAUAAUAAAUCAGAUCUUUCACUUUAGAGUUUAAAUGAGAAGUUAUAGAAUUUUUAAUUCGGAGGAAAUAAUGUGACUGUCUAUUUAUAUAUACUA
Molecule: messenger RNA, 2607 nt
Organism: Wasmannia auropunctata (little fire ant)
Lineage: Eukaryota; Metazoa; Arthropoda; Insecta; Hymenoptera; Formicidae
Product: odorant receptor coreceptor-like
Exons: 7
Coding region: 686-1405 (239 amino acids)
Biological process (GO): sensory perception of smell; detection of chemical stimulus involved in sensory perception of smell
Cellular component (GO): plasma membrane
Molecular function (GO): odorant binding; olfactory receptor activity
Source: RefSeq, a predicted model, not a curated record